AUGCGUCUUCUGAACACCAAAAAAUUCGUCAUCGAGUCCUUCCCAAGCCCAGCAAGACCAGAAAUUCCUGACUACGUUAUCCUCUCCCACAGAUGGAGGGACCAGGAAAUCACGUUCGAGGAUUUCCGUGAAGCAGGCGGCAACCUUGACAAACUGAAAGUCAUUGAAGGCUUUGAUAAAAUUCUAAACUGCUGCGAAAAGGCGAGUUCCGUCGGAUUCGAAUAUGUAUGGAUCGACACCUGCUGCAUCAAUAAGAAUGAUCAAGUCGAGUUGACCGAGGCGCUCAAUUCCAUGUUCCAUUGGUACCGAAGGGCGCAGGUGUGCUACGCAUACAUGUCUGACGUGCCGAGCAACGAGGAUCCGCUUGCCGAGGGCUCCAAAUUCCGACAGAGCAAGUGGUUCACUCGUGGCUGGACGCUUCAGGAACUGGUCGCGCCGCAGUAUGUGACAUUCUUCGGGAGCGACUGGGAAGAAAUCGGGACGAAAUCUAGCUUCCAGGACCUCAUCACCGGCAUCACCGGGAUCCCUGCCCAGGUCCUCUUGACGAAUCAGGCGCGAGAUAUCAGUGUAGCUCAGAGAAUGUCGUGGGCUGCGAAAAGGGAAACGGCCAAGGUUGAGGACUUGGCUUAUUGUCUCUUGGGGUUGUUCAAUCUGAAUAUGACAAUGGCCUAUGGGGAAGGGGCCAACGCCUUCCGACGUCUCCAGCUCGAGAUCAUGAAGGUUUCAGAUGACCAGACUAUAUUUGCUUGGACUGGUCCUGGAAAGGGUCCUCAUGAGACGAGAGGCCUCCUUGCCGAGUCACCGCGGGAAUUCGAGCAUUGCGCUGAUGUGAGCAGAUAUGGUGACAGCCCAGCGUUUGCUAUGACCAACAAAGGUAUUAACAUGAAGCUCCCUCUCAUCCCGCAGAAUGACGAGACCUUCUUGGGCGUUCUGAGCUGUCAGCGCAAUAAGGAGUACUCGCACCCAGAUCAGUAUCCCAUGGGGAUAUAUUUGCACAGGCCUGACAAGAGGUACCCCACCAGCUACGUUCGCGUGAGUCCUUGGAAGACGGAGGAGAUCAGAGAAGAUGUUUCGAGGUAUGAGAGCAAGGAGAUCUAUGUCCGGGAAAAUGUUCGGGAGGAUCCCACGAGGUUCGACGUGUCAGACUGGUAUCAACCGGAAUCGGAUUACAGGUUCUUCUUCACCAUCAAACGACGCGAACACGCCCUCCCCGAGGUCCAACACACCGACCUCGACACGGGAUCCGAAUGGGUCGUCAAAAAAGAAGAAAUCAGCCUCACCUUCCCGCGCUCAGGCCACAAUUCGAUCCUCGUCUUCAAGUCGACCGACCACCGCAUCUUGGCCAUCUGCCUCGGCGUGCACAACUAUAGCGUGUGGGGCGCCAUGGACAUGUUCCCGCAUGCAAAUAUCAAGAAGAUCGCGUGGGAUUACUGGGACGGCAAGAUGGACAUGCAGAGAUGGGCCAACAAAGACCGUCUCAGUCUGGACUUGGGCAAGGGCGAGGUGGCCACUCUGGCCAUCAGGAAGGGAAUGCGGGACUCCAAGAGGGCCUACCUGAUCGGCAUUGACGCCGGGCAGAACUUCUGGCUCGACAAGCUGGGCCCAGGCAAUUUCCCCGGCUGGUGGGAUAUGGAGAACGAUCGGAAAGCCGACGUCGUCCCGGUAUUCGACGACGCCGACGACUGA
Messenger RNA from Fonsecaea multimorphosa CBS 102226, 1686 nucleotides. RefSeq lists its product as uncharacterized. The record is from RefSeq and is a predicted model, not a curated record. The coding region runs from base 1 to 1686 and encodes 561 amino acids. The transcript is spliced from 2 exons. NCBI's taxonomy places the organism in Eukaryota, Fungi, Ascomycota, Eurotiomycetes, Chaetothyriales, Herpotrichiellaceae.